AGUUAGAUGUAUAAAAGAGAUAUUCCACCAGCAUCAGUCUGCAUAUAUACCACAAAUAAGUAGAGAUGUUUUUAACUUUGAAGCAAGAGAUUCCAGCUGCUUUGGUCAUGCUAGUAGUUGCAAUCGCAAUUGUGAAUACAGCCGUAGAAAUAUGUCCAGAAUCGAGAUGUCCUGGACCUCUUCCACAAAUGCAACAGAUUGUGGAGGGAGAUAGAGUAAUCGAAUACUUCUUCAACUCGUCAUUAUACAUAACCAAUAUUAACUGGUGUAUUAAUGGAAAGCAGGCUACAAAUCCUACCUUGUUUAGGGAAAAAAUCAUGAAAAAUUUUAGUACUAAUGUACUUGUCUACACUAAUCCUUCUCGUGAGGACCGAGCUAACGGAUUAACACUGUAUGCGAUAGAGGGUGAAUCUCAUUCUGACUGUGCUAUAAAUACCAACCUGAUCACAGUACAGUCAAAUGUAGGAAACAUAUCAGCCAGGCUUGUCCUCAUUCAUAUUGUUGAAGCAUCAUGCCCAGUACUACAUCACCCAGUAAAUGGGAAAGUAGUGCAUGUGACAGAUAAAACAGCCAAUUACAGCUGCAACCCUGGGUUCAACCUAAAUGGGAACAGUACAAUAACUUGUGUAACAAAGGUUGAUGAGCAAGUGGGGGAAUGGAUUGGUUCUUCACCAACUUGUGAACCCGUUACCUGUGAAAGACCAACAAUAACUAAUGGUACCGUGGACUUUUGCGGUGAUGGUCAAGAACCAAACAGAACAUCUUUCGGAGCUAUUGCCACUUUCAAAUGCGAUGAAGGGUACACUUUGAGUGAUAGCACAACUCUAAGGUGUACUUACGGAAUAAGUACAGAAAACUCCUUGAGCGAGAAUGGAAACUGGAACAGCACGCUUCCAACUUGUGAAGCAUUACCACCCACAACAACUGCAUCAACAACAACCACAACACCUUCAACAACAUCGAUAACCCUGCAUUACACAACGAGCAUAUCAGUUCCACCAGUCCCUGGUUCAAUCAAGAUAGAGGAUCCAAGAGGCAUCUCAAUAGUUUUAACUGCUUUUAUUGUGGGACUAGUGCUAGGUGUCCUUGCAACCAGUGUGGUCUGUUAUGUCUGCGUCAAAAGAACUUCAACCAUACAUCCAGCAACUUGUAUAGGAAACUUAAAUAGAAAUGACGUCUUAAACGGACACAUUGAUUAUCAAAUGGAUGGAAUUGAAGACUCGCAAAAACAAGAUUCAUAACAUUCCCCGUUUUGUCUGUAUUUACUUAAUCUGUAUGUGGUCAAAACUACCCUCAUUGCUAAAACUAGCACAACAGACAAUUUCAGUUGACCUUUGUUUUUACAUGACUGCUGUUUACUCAAACUUUCCCUUUCUAAAUGCUCCGUGUCUCUCAUUGUACUGCACAUAAGGCAAUGUAACAUUAUACAUUAUAUGC
This is a messenger RNA of Halichondria panicea, 1437 nucleotides long. Its product is annotated as sushi, von Willebrand factor type A, EGF and pentraxin domain-containing protein 1-like. NCBI's taxonomy places the organism in Eukaryota, Metazoa, Porifera, Demospongiae, Suberitida, Halichondriidae. Bases 66 to 1241 code for a protein of 391 amino acids. The transcript has 7 exons. The record is from RefSeq and is a predicted model, not a curated record.